AUGAAUGGCCGCAAUGCACCACUGUCACCUGUCUCUGUAGGCGGUAGCGAAUGGUCAUAUCCAACCACCGAUAAGGACGGGCUUCCAUACCAGAAUAACCGAGGUCAACUCAACACACCGCCCGACUCUGCCGGACCAGUCAAGCCGAUGAACAACUUCCCACCGGGGCCGAGGAGCGUCGGCGGCCCCUCGCCGCCCGCUUCCGUCGGGCGAUCGAGCGCCGGCACCAACCUAUAUGCAAGGAGCGAGAGCGGGAGGAGUCAGAGCCAGUCGGAAAACCAGGAGCUGAUGCUCUCAGAGCACUAUGUCUCUCUCAAGCGAUUCCUCUCAGCAACAUCGCGCGAUGGCAACCCGAAACCCCCACCGAACAAAGCUCGCGAUAAGCUGCAACGCCUCACCGGCGUCCAGUUUCUCGAACUCAGUACCGAUGUUUAUGACGAGUUGAAACGACGCGAACUUGCGAGCCGAGUACCCCCAGGUGCUCCACCCGGCUCUGGGCCUCCUGAUUACCUCUUACCCGAGGAAAAUUUCCACCCAAAGCGAAACCAAGCACGCCAGAAACUCUCUUCCCUUGGCCCCCCGCGGUUCCGUGACCUGGCCACCGACGUCUUUUGCGAGCUGGAGCGGAGGUUUCCGCGUUUUGCCGGUCCGGAUGUUCCUCGUGUAGGAAGCCCGAUGUCGGUCCGUGGAGGACCGCAGAGCCGCUCGCAGACGCCCGUAAACGGAAUGAACGGGUACCCCCCGAGGAACCAGAGUCGGAGACGCCCCUCCGAAGCUAGCUCGGUAAGGAGCGGGCGCGGGUUGCCAACGCCUUUGCAGGCUGGCUUCCCGAUUCCGCCAUCACCAGGCAUACCAAAUGGCGACUACGGGAGACCAAUGCCGAAGCAGUUUCAGAGCAACACCAUCGUCCCCAAUAAGAGCACGAUGGUAGAAGAGGACGAUGACGCCAUCAGCCCCACGAGUCCGGACCCGAACGCUCCAUAUGGGAUGCAGCGCGCCGCCGGGCAAAUCGAGCCGGACAAGAAGCUCAUUGAAGAAUACGAACAGCAAAUCAGGGAGCUGCAGGACAAGGUCAACAGCAUGGAGGACACAUUAAAGCGAAAGGAUGAUGAACUAAACGGCGCUCUGGAUGGCGAACGCUCGAAAGCGGCCGCGGCGGACUCGGCAAAACACGAGUGGGAUAGUACCCGCGCGAACCUGGAGGAUAAACUCGCCGAGGCUCAAGAGCUAAACGACUCCCUACAGCGGGAGAUCGAUAGGCUCCGGGGUGAGCACGAAAAUGAGGCGCAAGAGUUGAGGGACGAGCUUGAGCAGGCCAAGAGCGCAAGCCGUUCGGUGUCAAGUGGAGCGGCCGACACCGAGCUCGAACGGGAGAACAAGGCGCUACGUAUGGCACUAGAAGAGCAGGAGCAAGUGACUGAGGAAGUGCGGCGGGAAGCGCAAGAAUUCCUUCGGGAGAUGAGGACGAUCUCCCAGCAAAGCGGCGCCACCUGGGAUAGGCAAUCCGAGAUGGAGAAGACGAUAGAGUCGCUCGAGAAUGAAGUACGAGAGUGGCAGAAUCGCUAUGCGCGCACCAAAACACAGUUGCGCGACAUGCGCGGUUCCUCUGCCGGGCUCACGAUUGACCAGGACGCGGGCAGAUAUGUCCGCGAGAAGGGAUUUGUUGAGGACGGGGGAUUGGUUAAGGAUAUCCACGUCACAAAAUUCCAGCUCGCCAUCGACGAUCUUCUCAAGCAGGCUCGUGCGGACCCAGAGCGCGUGAUCGACGCUAUGAAGGCCGUCGUGGUCAGUGUCCGGCGGAUCACCAAAGACAUCGACACCUCGGCGCAAAAUGGAGAAGCGGCCAUGCAAUAUCAAAAGCCCAAGUCCCGGGUGUCAUCCACGGCCAACAACAUGAUCACAGCCUCCAAGAAUUUUGCGACCUCGGCUGGCAUUUCCCCAGUAUCGCUGCUUGAUGCAGCGGCAUCCCACCUGGUCGCGGCGGUCGUUGAGCUGCUUCGCGCAGCCAAGAUUCGCACCACUCCGGGCGACGAGUUGGAAGAAGAUGAUGACGGAACAGUGACCCCUGUGGACUCGACCGGAUUCUUCUCCCCGCAAAGCAACGGGCAGAGCAAGACGAUCCAGAACCUCGUCGAGCUGGUACGCGAUGAUGCCAACAUCAACCAAGUCACAGAGGAGAUCGGCGUCAUCACGGACGUAGUCGGGCAGUUGACGGCGGAGACGCAGGCGGCGGUGGGCCCCGGCCCCGACGGUCCUGAGCUGGUCAAGCGACUGGUGGCAUGCCGCGAACGUCUCAUGGAGGCCGGUAGCCGCGGGCUUGACCUCGCGGCCGGUGGCAGCGACAGCACGAGCCGCGAGUGGCAUAUGUGGAGCCAGACGCUACCACCCAUUGCUUUUGAGAUUAGGCGCGAGACCAAGGAGCUCGUGCAGAAUCUCGACCGGCUCGUUUUGAAUGGCGGCGCAGAUGACUUUGCAUAA
Molecule: messenger RNA, 2478 nt
Organism: Chaetomium globosum CBS 148.51
Lineage: Eukaryota; Fungi; Ascomycota; Sordariomycetes; Sordariales; Chaetomiaceae
Exons: 3
Coding region: 1-2478 (825 amino acids)
Cellular component (GO): cell cortex of growing cell tip; actomyosin contractile ring
Molecular function (GO): MAP kinase scaffold activity
Source: RefSeq, a predicted model, not a curated record